AUGGCGAUGCCCUUUGCCUCCCUGUCGCCGGCAGCCGACCACCACCGCUCCUCCCCCAUCUUCCCCUUCUGCCGCUCCUCCCCUCUCUACUCGGUAGGGGAGGAGACGGCGCAUCAUCAGCAGCAGCAGCACACGAUGAGCGGCGCGAGGUGGGCGGCGAGGCCGGCGACCUUCACGGCGGCGCAGUACGAGGAGCUGGAGCAGCAGGCGCUCAUCUACAAGUACCUCGUCGCCGGCGUCCCCGUCCCGCCGGAUCUCCUCCUCCCCAUCCGCCGCGGCUUCGACUCCCUCGCCUCGCGCUUCUACCACCACCACGCCCUCGGGUACGGUUCCUACUUCGGUAAGAAGCUGGAUCCGGAGCCGGGGCGGUGCCGGCGGACGGACGGCAAGAAGUGGCGGUGCUCCAAGGAGGCCGCCCAGGACUCCAAGUACUGCGAGCGCCACAUGCACCGCGGCCGCAACCGUUCAAGAAAGCCUGUGGAAACGCAGCUCGUCGCCACGCCCCACCACUCCCACUCCCAGCAGCUGCAGCAGCACGCCCCCGCCGCCAGCGCCGCCGCGUUCCACAGCCACUCGCCGUAUCCGGCGAUCGCCACUGGCGGCGGCGGCUCCUUCGCCGUGGGAUCUGCUCAGCUGCACAUGGACAAUGCUGCUUCGCCUUACGCGACCGCUGGUGCCGCCGGAAACAAAGAUUUCAGGUAUUCUGCCUAUGGGUUUAGGACUUCGGCGAUGGAGGAGCACAACCAGUUCAUCUCUGCGGCCAUGGAGACCGCCAUGGAGAACUACUCAUGCCGCCUGAUGCCGGCCCAGAACUCAUCCUUCUCACUCGCCAGCUACCCCAUGCUGGGCACCCUGGGCGACCUUGACCAGAGCGCGAUCUGCUCGCUCGCCAAGACGGAGAGGGAGCCUCUGUCCUUCUUCGGCGGCGGCGGCGGCUUCGACGACGACGACUCGGCGGUGAAGCAGGAGAACCAGACGCUGCGGCCCUUCUUCGACGAGUGGCCCAAGGACAGGGACUCGUGGCCGGAGCUGCAGGACCACGAUGCCAACAACAGCAGCAACGCCUUCUCGGCCACCAAGCUGUCCAUCUCCAUCCCGGUGACCAGCUCCGACUUCUCCACCACCGCCGGCUCCCGCUCGCCCAACGGUAUAUACUCCCGGUGA
Molecule: messenger RNA, 1164 nt
Organism: Triticum turgidum subsp. durum (durum wheat)
Lineage: Eukaryota; Viridiplantae; Streptophyta; Magnoliopsida; Poales; Poaceae
Source: the annotation of a GenBank genome assembly